ACUCUUCAAAUUUAGCCUUCAAAAUGAUCAAGUUUUUUGCCGUGGUUGUCUUGCUGGCCAUAAGUCCGCUAUCGUCUGAUUCUACUCUAAUUGACAUUGUGUCUAGUUGUAUAAAUUUUCAGUUUAAGGCAUUACUAUACCUUGCGGAAUCAACUGAUGAUAAAUUUCAUUGUAUUGAAACAUGUGUAUAUGAUAUUAUCAGAAAUCUUACAAAGAUUGAUCUACCUAAACGCCCGGAUCCCGAAAUAUGUCAAGGCUUAAAUGACAAAUGUAAGUACGCCGAAGGAUUACGAAAGUGUCUUCCACCAAAUUUAGAUGAAAGAUUUUGGAAAGAUGUUUUUACACGAAUAUAAACUUUAGACUAAACUUGUAACUUUGGUACAAUAAAAUAAUAAAUCUCGCUUC
This is a messenger RNA of Drosophila melanogaster (fruit fly), 405 nucleotides long. RefSeq lists its product as uncharacterized. The record is from RefSeq and is marked reviewed. Lineage: Eukaryota; Metazoa; Arthropoda; Insecta; Diptera; Drosophilidae. The coding region runs from base 24 to 353 and encodes 109 amino acids. The transcript is spliced from 2 exons.